Salvia miltiorrhiza (redroot sage) is the source of this 1331-nucleotide messenger RNA. RefSeq names its product probable carboxylesterase 8. Lineage: Eukaryota; Viridiplantae; Streptophyta; Magnoliopsida; Lamiales; Lamiaceae. Gene Ontology annotation, molecular function: hydrolase activity. The transcript has a single exon. The record is from RefSeq and is a predicted model, not a curated record. The coding region runs from base 127 to 1155 and encodes 342 amino acids.
AAUCUUAAAAAUAGGAAGAGAAAUGAACAAAUAACUAGCACACUACAAUGAAUGCCCUCUUUAAUUUGUUUAACUCGAAAACUUUAUAAAUUGUUUGUCACACUUGCAUAUUAAAUAGACAAAGUUAUGGAGAAAAGUGAAAACAAUACACAAAACAUGAUGCCACAAAUUCCAUCGGUGGAAGAAGCUUACAAAUUCUUCAAGAUCGAGCUCAACCCCGACGGUUCCCUCACACGUCACGCCGAGGCUCCGACCCUACCCGCAUCGCCCGAACCCGAUCCGAAUAACCCGAACUCCUCCCUCUCCAAAGACAUUCCUCUCAACGCCGCCACCGGCACUUUCAUCCGCCUCUUCCGCCCCCGCAGCCCCCCUCCCAACGCCAAGCUGCCGCUCCUCAUAUAUUACCACGGCGGCGGCUUCGUCUUCCUCAGCGCCACGAGCGCACCGUUCCACGCCUCCUGCGGCCGUAUGUCGGCUCACCUCCCCGCGCUGAUCGCCUCCGUCGAGUACCGCCUCGCGCCGGAGCACCGCCUCCCGGCUGCCUACCACGACGCGAUUGACGCCGUCGAGUGGGCCAGGGAUCAAGCAGCGGCCGGCGCCGCCGCCGCCGAUCCUUGGAUGGGAGAGCUGGCCGAUUUUUCUAGGGUUUUUCUGAUGGGGAGCAGCGCUGGCGGGAACAUCGUGUACCGCACGGGGCUAACCUUACUGGAUCGGGACGUCCGUCCGAUGAAGAUCGUAGGGCUGAUAAUGAACCAGCCGUUUUUCGGUGGGGUGCGAAGGACAGGAUCGGAGCUCGCGUACUACAACGACAAAAUCAUCCCGCUGCAUGGGGCGGAUCUGCUGUGGUCGCUCGCGCUGCCGGAGGGUGCGGGCCGGGACCACGAGUACUGCGACCCGCUGGCCGGGGGCGGGCCCGGCGAGGAGAGGCUCCGACGGCUGCCGCUGAUCCUCGUGCGGGGCUACUCGGGAGAUCCCCUCGUCGACAAGCAGAAGGAGUUCGUCGAGAUGCUGGCGGCGCGUGGGGCGCGCGUGGUGGCGCAGUUCGUCGACGGAGGUUUCCACGGCGUCGAGCUUUUCGAUCCGAAGUUCGCCGACGCGUUGUACGAUGCCAUUAGAGAUUUCGUCGCCGCGGAUGAUCGUGAUCGAGGUAACUGAGGGUUUGGUUGAUCGUGAAUGCAAAUUGUUUUCUUAUUUUAUUUAUUUAUUUAUCCGCACGUUGAAUAAUGCUGUGGUGGAUUGGUUAUUGCAUUUUCUUUUGCUUUUGCUUUGUAUUGAACCUCCAAUAAAAAUUGUUAACAGUCCUAUAAUAAUUCAUUUUUUUUAAUAUUUAA